AUGCUUCCAAGACCAUCUGGCUCGCUGCUCUCCGCCUCCCGCAAGACGGGCAUCUCGCUCGCGCUGAGCGGCAACUCGGGGCAGCCGGGCAGCAUCUCGCUGCAUGACCGGCUCUCGUCGCGCUCGCGGGUGACGAAUCUAGGCAUCGUGCUGCUGCUUGGGUUCGCCUCGCUCUCGGCGCUCCUCAACCUGCGAUACAUGAUCUUUGGUGCACAUGGCUCAGGUCAGGCACCACCUCCGCCCGGGUUCGCCAGCUGGGCCACCUUCCAUGGCUACACACCCGACAGCCUCAAGGAGGUCGUCCCAGCACCGCGCAACGGCACCUCGAACCUCAACCACCUCGUCCUCGUGCCCGGUCACGCUGUGUGGGCGGGCUGCGACGUCCGGCAACGGGACAAUGACGAAAACUGGAUCCUCGAAGACUAUCAGCGCGGAGGGAGCGUCAAGACGUUCUUCAAGCACAUCGAAAAGGGCGUCCAGAUCGCCAACAGCGACCCGCAGGCACUCGUCGUCUUCAGCGGCGGCCAGACCAGGCCCUCGUCGCUGCAGACCGAGGCCGAGUCCUACUUCUCCCUCGCAGUGGCCGCAGACCUCGAGCUGCCCGUCAUCGCCGGCAGCCUCUUGGAGUCGGACCUCAACGGCGGCAAGUCUUCGCCCGCAUCCUCGUCCACGUCCAACAGCGGCGUCCAGGGCAGCAAGACGACGGUCGGCAGCCUGGCGCACGCCAACGCCGCGGUGGCCACCCGCCACGGGCUGCAGGAUGUGCGCAUGACGACGGAGAACUUUGCGCUCGACAGCUUCGAGAACCUGCUCUUCUCCAUUGCCCGCUUCCGCGAGUACACGGGCUUCUACCCGGAGCGCAUCACCGUGGUCGGGUACGGGUUCAAGAAGGAUCGCUUCGAGCAGCUGCACGCCAAGGCGGUGCGGUGGCCCACCAAGGCGUACGUCGGCGGAGGCGGAGGGCCCACGUUCCAGUACGUCGGCAUCGACGACGAGGGCGACGACAUUGAGCUGCAGUACAAGGGCGAGAAAGUCAAGGCGUUCUCACUCUUCGACAAGGACAUGUAUGGGUGCCACAAUGCGCUCAAGGCCAAGCGGAUCCAGCGCAACCCGACACGUCGUUUCCACCCCUACUUCUCCUCGGCGCCCGAGAUUGCAGACCUGCUCAACUGGUGCCCCGCCGACAUGUCCGGCCUGCAGGGCAUCUACCCGCACAACCUGCCGUGGGACCUCCGCGUCACCGGUUCCGGCUGGGGCAGGGGCGCGCUCGCCGUCAAGGCUAGCGGCAAGAAGGGCUUCCUUCCCGACAGCAGGUGGCUGCAGAUCGGCAGGGAGGGCCACUGA
Molecule: messenger RNA, 1344 nt
Organism: Pseudozyma flocculosa PF-1
Lineage: Eukaryota; Fungi; Basidiomycota; Ustilaginomycetes; Ustilaginales; Ustilaginaceae
Exons: 3
Coding region: 1-1344 (447 amino acids)
Cellular component (GO): cytoplasm
Source: RefSeq, a predicted model, not a curated record